Messenger RNA from Lonchura striata (white-rumped munia), 480 nucleotides. The record is from RefSeq and is a predicted model, not a curated record. Lineage: Eukaryota; Metazoa; Chordata; Aves; Passeriformes; Estrildidae.
AUGUGGGAAGAGCUUCAGCAAGAGAUCCUCCCUGAUCUGCACUGGAAAAUGCACUCUGGGGAACGGCCCUACACAUGUGAGGAGUGUGAGAAUAGCUUCAUCCAGAGGUCCCACCUAAUUGUCCACCUGAAGAGCCACACUGAGGAACGGCCCUACAAGCGUGAGGUGUGUCAGAAGAGCUUCAAGAAGGCCUCCCACCUGACAGUCCACAUGAGGAGCCAUACAGGGAAGAGGCCCUAUGAGUGUGAUGAAUGCAAGAAGAGGUUUCAGAGUAGGGAAAAUCUCUUCCUGCACCAGUGGAUUCAUUCAGAGGAGAGGCCUUUCUGCUACCCUGACUGCGGGAAGAGCUUUAAGCACAACUCCCACCUCAUCACCCACUGGUGCAUCCACAGUGGGGAGAGGCCCUACAAGUGUCCUGAGUGUGAGAAGAGGUUCAGGCACAUCUCAGCCUUGACCAGACACAAACGGAGGAAGCACUAA